UAUAAAUGUUUAUGCAUGUGUAUAUACACAACUGCAUAUACAAAAAUAUACACACAAGCAUGUAUACAAUAAGUGUGUAUAUGUGUAUCUAUAUUAAUAUGUCAUUAAUGUUUCUGAAGAUGUUGCAUGAAAUAUUUCCUUUCAUUAGUAUUCUAGAUAGAUGGAUUGCUUAUGAAGCUUUUAAAAAUAUCAAUUAAUUAAAGCCACAAACUGGAAAACCAAGCUAAAAUUAAGUCAAAUAAAACUUUAGAGGCCAAAAGCUACCCUGGCUUUCGUUCUUUAAAUUAUCAAAAAUAUCUUCUAUAUUUCCAUAGAAAGUCAAAGUUAAGUUUUAGUAUCUAUAUUUGAACUUCAAUCAUAAAAUAUGUGUUGUCUCUGUGCCCUGUUGAUUUAGAAGGUGAGUGGUAUGCUUCCUUCAUCUGUAGAAAUAAAAUGGGACACUACUGUAGUUAUCAACACAUAACAGGAAACACAUUUUUUUUUGUUUUUUUCUGAAUUAUAUUGACUAUAUAGGCUCUGAUCAUGCAGUCACUUAUGCAUGUACUUAAGCAUAUGAAUAGCCUCAUUGACUUCAGUGGAGCUACUUGUGUGUUUAAACUUAAGAAUGCAUGUGUACAGAAUCAGGGCCUAAGUGUACAUCAGUUGGUCAACAUGCUUAUUAGUACCUGUAUAUAGAAGAUGCUGUGUAAAAGUGAUUAUCUUCCCUCAGUGUGAACUCAGAUGGUGCUUACAAAAAGACAAAGAAAACACUGAAUUUUUAGAUGCUGAAAUGAAAAUAGUACUCAUAUAUUAAUCACACAUCUGACUUUUGCCCAUAAUGUUUGUUUAUAUUUUGUUUAGUAAAAUCAGUUUAAUAAAGUGUAAAGGAUUUUUUUCAUUUGGGCAAAAAAGAACUGAAAUACUAUGUAUUUUUAUUUUUGCACAAAGCAUGAUCUUUCUCCUUCUCCCUUUUUAUAAACAAAAGCAUAACUUAUUUCAUUUUAUUUUAAAUGUCUAACCCUAUGAUUAUUGAUGCAGCAUCCCAUAACUAAUGCUGACCCAAUUUCCCAAAAAGAUGUUCAUUGUGCAUUUAAAAGGUUGAAAAGGUUUUUGUGGUUUAAAUGUUGUUACAUAUUUUACAGCAUUAGGAUCUAUGGAAUAUUUUGACAACUGCAACAGUUCAAUGAAGUUGCAAGGAGCAAAUAAUGCAGAAAAAUUUGACUAUAUGAUGCACUUUAUGAAUAAUAUGGCUGGUAACGAGUAUGUUGGAUUCAGUAAUGCCACGUUCCAGUCUGAAAGAGAGAGUGGAGAUCGAAAUUUUGCAAUUGGCUACUAUCUGAAAGAAAAGAAGUGUUUUCCAGAAGGCACAGACAUGGUUGCUAUAUUAGACUUCUACUUUCAGCUGUGUUCUAUUGAAGUGACCUGUGAAUCGGCUAGUGUGAUGGCAGCAACUCUGGCUAAUGGUGGCUUUUGCCCAAUUACUGGUGAAAGAGUACUGAGCCCUGAAUCAGUCCGGAAUACCUUGAGUCUAAUGCAUUCCUGUGGCAUGUAUGACUUCUCAGGACAGUUUGCCUUCCAUGUUGGUCUUCCUGCAAAAUCUGGAGUUGCUGGUGGCAUUCUUCUGGUUGUUCCUAAUGUUAUGGGUCUGAUGUGCUGGUCACCUCCUUUGGACAAAAUGGGCAACAGCGUUAAAGGGAUUCACUUCUGUCAUGAACUGGUUUCUUUGUGCAAUUUCCAUAAUUAUGAUAACUUGAGGCACUUUGCAAAGAAGCUUGAUCCUCGCAGAGAAGGUGGUGAUCAGCGGGUGAAGUCUGUGAUAAAUCUCCUGUUUGCUGCCUACACUGGGGAUGUAUCUGCACUCCGAAGAUUUGCUUUGUCGGGUAUGGAUAUGGAGCAAAGAGAUUAUGAUUCACGAACAGCAUUGCACGUAGCAGCUGCAGAAGGUCAUGUGGAAGUAGUUAAAUUUUUGCUGGAAGCCUGCAAAGUGAAUCCUUUCCCCAAAGACAGAUGGAAUAAUACUCCUAUGGAUGAAGCUUUACAUUUUGGACACCAUGAUGUAUUUAAAAUUCUUCAAGAAUUCCAGAUCCAGUACACACCUCCAGAGGAUUCCAGCGAUGGAAAGGAAAAUCAAACAGUUCAUAAAAAUCUAGAUGGCUUACUCUAACCAUCUUCAGCUAGAUCACAAGAGUCAAAUCACUUACCUAUGUUAUUGUGGAAAAUGAGUAUGAAGAGCGUGUGUAUUUCUGUCUGACAGUGGUGUAUAUUUUACAGAAUAUUUCAUUUAUUUCAGUGUUACAGGAGUUUUCUUCAUGAUAUGCAGUGGACAAACCCAAUCGCUCCAAAAAACAAACAAACCCCAAACACCCCCCCGAGAAUCUCCUUCCGUAAAGUGAGCAAUAUUACCUCGUGUUGCAUAUAAUUGAUGUAAAGGAAGUAUUAGCUGUUGAUGGCUUUACUGUGCACUACUUAAUUUAUUUUUGUGUUCUAUGUAUAUCUUCAAACCGUGGUCAGGAAUUUUUCUGCUGAAUUUGCAUUUCUAAACAAAUCUCUUACAGUGUGGCCAAGUGGAACCAUGCUGUUGCCGUGUGCAAGUGUCAUUGUGGUUUUGCUAGAUUUCAGGAGUUGAGGAUGCUGGUGUAGAUUUAACGUGGGUGUGUUGAACAAGGAUCUGCAUUUAUCUUGAUUUCCCAUGGAACCUUGUUUACAUAGUCACCUUGUCACCUAGAUCGAUCGGUCAAUCAGCCCUCACAGAGAGCGCUGAUCACAACACAUUGUUCAUGUUGUUCUAGCGAGUCCUUCAGCCACCCACUGGCCAGGCUUGUCAGUGGCACCAGACACCUGAUCGGCAUAGCACACCUCAGCCCAGAACCCCUGAGCUCAAGCGAUCCGCCAGCCUCAGCCUCCCAGGUAGCUAGGAUUACAGGCGCGUGCCACCUUGAAUGGUUGUUUACAUAGUAUAAAUCUCAAAAUAAUGGUGACAUUUGUCAGUGGUCUGGGCUAAUUGUUCUUAGAGAUGAUUUUUUCAGGGAGUCUGUUUUAAGGUUGGUUUGAUGACCAAAUGCCAUGGAGGAAUAUCACUUGUUUGACUUUUUUUUUAGCUGUUCCUUUCAAAUGCCCAUUGUCCAGCCUCUCUCUCUGUCCAUAUUCAGCUGCUGAAGUGCUUUCCCUUUAGUUGGGGAAAGCAGGCGCUUCCACAGUAUGCAUUGGUUCCUGACAGGCAUAUGUGCAUCAUGGGGGAUCUUGUAGGCUGCAAAAUAAUUCAUCUCAGUCUUAUGUUUUGUCCUUAGCUGCAACUACACCAAAAACAUUUUAGGGGAAUGUAAGUAUAUGAAAGGCAAAAUACUAAACCAAAUGUUCUAAAUCAGUUAGGCUCACAAUAAAAAACACUCAUGGAGUGAAACAGCUUAAAGAGGCAUAAAGCUAAUCAAAACAUGAGCAAGGUUGUGGAUAUGCCAAACUGUGGGUCUGUCUCUCUUCUUAUGCUGGCAUAAAUCCUUGAAUAGUUUUGUUGAAGCUUCUGAAGUUACGCUGGUGUAAAACAGGUAAGAGAUCAGAAACAGGGCCACAAAUCAAGCAGUUCAUUUGUGUGUGAACUGUUGCAUUUGCCCUCUUCACAUGGUAGUCUGUGCCCCACGUAUAUCAGGCGUUAGAAAUCUAAAUCCAAAUAUUUGUUCUAUUUUGGGACCAUUACACUACAUCAGCUUCUUGCCAAUGCAGCAAUAUGUCUGAUUACUGACACUGCAAUAUGAGUGAAGUCAUCUUUAAAAAAAAAAAAAAAAAAAACCUGGGUAGGAGUAUCUAUUUCACAUUUGUUGGAAGUAGGUGAUAGUCAAGAAUCAGGCAGUGUAUGGGAAUAAAACCAUUUGAGGGAACUUCACACAUCUCAAAGAUAAGGCAGUAAUAAUAAUUCAUCCAUAGAUCUCAAGGUGCCCACUUUACAGAUGGUGAAACUGAGGCAUGGAGAGGUCACCCAGAAAGUCAGUGGCAGAGUCAAGGUAUGGAACCCUUGUCUCCUGCGUCCCACUCCAGUGCUCUAGCCUCUGUGCACAUUGCCUCCCCUAAGGAGGAGAAAUCAAAUGGAGGCACUUGAUAUUCAGCACAAGCAGUGGCCUAUCUCAUAAUAAAGAUGCUGUCCUGUAGUAGUUUGAAAGCCUAAACCCCUGAAAUCUGAUUGGUAAAAAUGCUUGCCUGGCAUUAGUCACUCUCCCCCCGAUCUGAUAUUGCUGCUUUUUGCCUCAAGUCAAUUAUUCACUCGACGGCCUCAUGCUUUUAUAACCUUCACCUUUCAUGCCUUGUGUCGCAGCCACCUUCCUCCUUAACCAAGAACUGGAUGGGAUUCCCUUUGAACCCUUCUUGGCCAGAUGGGUCACUGUUGAGAGCACAAGGCCCUGUCUCUGCUGCACUCCUACAGAGGAUAAAACGAGGCAAACUAAAUCCCACGUUUUCCUCUCUAACAUUCUUGGACCUACCAAAUUGAUCCUAUGGGAGUAAAAUUUCUCAGGUUGGGCUCUGGGGGGGGGUGUACUGAUUAGGUCUCAAGCUAUGAGACGCAUUCUGUUUGUUAACUUAAUCAGAUUUCUAUGUAUCUCUGGUUUGCUAAGAAAAUGUAUCCUCUGUGGUCUCAGAAAAAAUGUCAGUGAUUUAUUUUGAUGUAAUUGAAAUCAGUCAAAAUGUACUUUGCUCGAACAAUAACCUUUCCAAAAGGUAGAUAUAUGUACUGAGAAGAUAAAGGCAUUUUAAUUAAAUAGCAUAGAGAUUGUGGCUGUCCCUGAACCUAAUGUUUUCCUCCACUAUAUUAAGAGCUUUUAGCUAGAAUUUUAGCACCAAUGCAUUUUCACCAGGAUAGUUUUAGCAUUUUCUCGUUGUACCAGGAGAUAUUAUUUUGCAAAGAUUUGUGCCCAGUGGAAGCAGUGCAUUUAUAUAUGCAAUUAUUUAUAAAUAUAUGUAGUUCACUGGUGUGGCUGCUCAUCAUUGCUGGCACUGACAUGUAGAUUUUAAUUUAAAUGGCUUUUGUUGUGUUAUCAAAUGCUGACAUCCUUAUGCUCCAAAGAGUUUUCUGUGUUAUGUCAUAUAUGUGCUUCUUAUGUAUCACAGCAACCAGAAAUGGUUAAGCUAACUUAAUGCUUUGUACAUAGAAAUAUUGUGCUGGUCUUAGCGUUAAUUAUCCCAUCUUUUUGUGAAAAAUGUGAUGUACUGGGCUGAUACUUUUUAGCUGCAGAGCUGGACUGUCAAUGAGUGUUUUUAUUGAUGCUGUACUUACUAUCAGCAAUUGUGACUGAUUGGUGUGACAUUUUAGAUUCCUUAUUGUGGGGAAUAGACAGUGAUGAAUGUAUUUGCUUUCAGCAAUUUUCCUGUAAGUGAAUCUAAAUUUAAAAAUACUUGAGCUGUACUGGUUCUGAAAAUGAAAGAUAUUUAUUUUAAUGAAUAAAAUCCAGGUAUUGUUGCUUUUUACAGCACAAUUAAAAAGGAAUACCAAAAAAUA
Molecule: messenger RNA, 5461 nt
Organism: Mauremys mutica (yellowpond turtle)
Lineage: Eukaryota; Metazoa; Chordata; Testudines; Geoemydidae
Gene: GLS
Product: glutaminase
Exons: 12
Coding region: 1133-2143 (336 amino acids)
Biological process (GO): L-glutamine catabolic process
Molecular function (GO): glutaminase activity; protein binding
Source: RefSeq, a predicted model, not a curated record